GAUCCAUUUCUCCUGCUAGCGCUAAGCUAGCAUGUUUGUUUGGGUUUUGUUUACCCAGAAUGCCCUGCACUGUAGUUCACUUCCUGCUUUUGGAGAAGUUUGAAGUCCGCUUCAAGUUCACAUUUGCAUUUGAACCAAACAGACCAGAGUUCACUUUUUGUUUUUACGGAUCCAAACGAACCGGACUUUCUAUACAAACGGACCGGAGUCGUACUGAACCGGACUGACCAGGCUCCUGUUAAAGCUUCAUCAGAGAAGAAGAAGAUCCGUCUGAAGCGUUCCCAGUGGAAACAGCAAAUCAGCUGAUCAGAAGUUGUUUCUGACUGAAGUCAAAGCGUUUGAUUCUGCUGAGUCAGCACACAGAAUGAGCGAAGCCGCAAGCAGCCGCUGCGCUGAUCUGUUCCCAUCCUCACUCUGCUCCAGGCCAGGAUGUCUCCUCAGAGGAGGACACGCACAGCGGCGCUGACUCAGCUGGAAACCAGUUUCCUCCUCCGGAGCGUCUCAAACAUUUCUCCUUCAGUCAGAGCCUCACUCACCUGGACAGGUAAUGAAACUGGAAAAGGACUUCAGAUGAUGAAAAGGCCCAAGACGCAGCUGAUGAGAGACAACCCGGUCAGUCAGCACCUGGGUUCAGAAAGACCAUCGUCUGUAAAGCUGGACCAGGACGCUCCGUCCCGCCCCAUCAGGUGAUCCCGGCGCUGCCUUUGAAGCCCGACCCUCAGAGACGCUCUGAUCCUGAACUGUGUCAGCGGGCGGCGGUGAUUUCUGGCUAACGGGACGCGAUUCUAAUUAGUGCUACAUCAAAACAGGAAGGAGGUCUCCGCGCUCCCUGAGGACAGGAUGCCUGUCCAAAACGCCUCUGUCUCUGUCGGAGUGUUUACCAGAACUUUUCCAGGUCAUUUCAUCUCAUUUCAGCACCAAAGUCUCUUUCCUGAGGACGGCAGGUUCAGACGUUUCACACCAACUGUUUCCUCCUGCUGCAGGGAGGAGAGGAAGCAAAAUAAAACCCAGAACAUGUACAAAGCUCAGAUGAGGAAGAGUCCAGAGAUGGAGAGGAGGAAGAGGAGGGAGGGACGGUCUGGAGAGGAAGAGGAGGAGAGAAGAAGAGACGUUAAAGAACUGCAGAGUGAUCAGGAAGCGAAAGAAGAACUGGAAAAUAUUUUAUUUAACAAGAAUUAGAAGCAGGCAGUUCUUCUUUUAUCAGCACAGAAAAGUUUUCUGCUCUGAAAGGUGAAUUUCAUCCCUGCUGAGGUUUAAUCAUUUUAUUUUGAAGGAAUGAGGAUGACUCCAGACGCUCAGGAGUCCGUCAGGUGCGGCGCGUCGUCCUGCAGCUGCGCCGGGUUUAAACCCGGAAAGGUCAAGCUCAGGUCAUGUGAUCGCUGUGGACACGGCUGGGUGGAGCACGCUCUGGAGAAGGUCCAGGCCCGGCCGGCGUCCGGCUCCGGCCCGGUGGAGGUGGCCCUGCCUGGGCCGGUGUUUGACCUGAGCUCCCUGGUUCUGUUCGGAGCGCAGGCCGUCCCCGUCCAGCUGAAGAUCUUACUGGACCGACUCUACAGCGUCCUGCCGCCAGAGCAGGUGGGUCAGAUUCUGAACAGUCUGGGCUGGAGUUUGGGUGAUUACGUCCGAGGAUACAUGCUGCAGCGUCCUGAUGGGGGCGUGCUGGAGCGCUGGGACGCGGCCACGCCUCCGGAGCAGCUGCUGCUCCUCAGACAGUUCCUGCGCUUCGGAGAGACUCGGCCCAUAGUGGAGGUGAUGAUCCUGCAGCAGCUGGAGGGCGAAGCGCUGCAGCCAAACGCUGCGCUGAAAAACAUCCAGUUGGGUUCGAAUACAGGAGGGUCCGGUUGGAGAGACGGCCGGCUGGCGGAGAGCUACGGCCCAGCGGGACAGUCCGUGCUCCUGCCUUUCCAUUUCCCACAGUCAGACGUCUGCCGUCCAGCUGAGGAUUUCUGGAAGAACCAACUGGUUCAGAAACACGACAGACAUCCACGUGGGGAAGUCGACGACUCUGAACGGCAGAGAUCGGAACCGGCCUUGUCCAUAAAAACCGACCCGGACAAGUCAAAUCCGUCACCGUGGCAACAGAACCCCAUCCUCCACCAGGACCGGGUUUUCCUCCAGAAGAGACUGAUCCAGGAGAAAGCUGCUUCCUUUUCCUCUUCCUUCAACUUCUCACUUCCUCCUUCCUCCCUGGUGUGUUCUCCACUCCCCUCCUCUUCCUCGUCUUCCUCCUCUCGCCUACAACAUCCCCAAACGCUUCCCUCCUUCUCCUCCUCUUUCCUAAGACCUCUUCGCUCCUUUUCUUCUCUUCUCCUCCCUGUUUCGUCGCCGUGUUCGUCCCUCCAUCCUCUCCCGUCUUCCCUUUCCUCCUUCCCUUCCCUCCUGGCUGCUGGGGGCCGGAAGGGCAGGGUCAGCUGUGGCGUCUGUGGGAAAAGCUUCUAUGACAAAGGAACCCUGAAGAUCCACUACAACGCCGUCCACCUGAAGAUCAAACACCGCUGCACCGUCCUGGGCUGCUCCAUGGUGUUCAGCUCCCUGCGCAGCCGCAACCGGCACAGCGCCAACCCGAACCCGCGGCUGCACACGGCCGGCAGCCGAGACGCUCAGCAGAACCGAAACACGCCGUGUGGACAGAGCGGCGUCCACGCGGCAACGCAGAGACACGGAGAGAAACAGUGUGAGAGGAAUCACAGCCCGCCUCAGGAAGCCGCCUCCCCUGCUCCGCCUCUCGUCCCUCCAGCUCCGCCCUCAGGGGGCAUCUGGCCCUCAGGGGCCUUCCCGUCUUCACUUACCGACCUGCAGACUGGUCAGCAGUGGUGGCAGGAGAAUCAGUCCUUACCACAGAAGAAGAAACCCAGGAAGUCGAGGAUGCCACUGAAAAUAGAAAGAGAGACGACUCAAAGCAGCAAACAUGAAGGCGAGAGCUGAAGAGCUGAAAGACUCUGAAAUAUUGUUUUCAGUAAUAAAAUCGGAGCAGGACCUUCAGUAUGUUGUGGCUUUGAAAUGAUUCUGAAUUCACACAUUUUUUAAUGUUUAAAAAAUAUGUUGUACUUUGUGACCACUGGCUGUUUACCUGUAAUUAUUUAAUGAUAA
Gambusia affinis (western mosquitofish) is the source of this 3090-nucleotide messenger RNA. RefSeq names its product zinc finger protein basonuclin-2. The record is from RefSeq and is a predicted model, not a curated record. Lineage: Eukaryota; Metazoa; Chordata; Actinopteri; Cyprinodontiformes; Poeciliidae. The coding region runs from base 1276 to 2925 and encodes 549 amino acids. The transcript has 10 exons. Gene Ontology annotation, cellular component: nucleus. Gene Ontology annotation, biological process: regulation of DNA-templated transcription.